Molecule: messenger RNA, 1509 nt
Organism: Sclerotinia borealis F-4128
Lineage: Eukaryota; Fungi; Ascomycota; Leotiomycetes; Helotiales; Sclerotiniaceae
Source: the annotation of a GenBank genome assembly
AUGCGUCUUCCGAACGCGUUGGCGAUCAUGGUCGUCUUAGUCGUCCAUCUUUGCUUUUUCCUUGGCGUGGUUGGGGUUUCAACUACUAGCAUUGAUGUGUUGACGCUCACUUCUUUCACCACCGUCGUCCCUAGACCCAUCAUCAUCACGACCUCAGAGCUUGUGGCUCCUACCAAUAUAGACCCUGGUGAUCUUACCGUCACGGAACAACAUGUCACAACUGCCACCUCAGGACCGACAUCCACAACGACCAUGAUCAGCUCGAGUACUAAGAACAAAAGUACAGAAUUUUCGACUUCCCAUAGCUCGCCCACGAUCUCUACAAGCAAGUCAAGCAGUACACCGGUCUCCUCUUCUAAGACGCCAUCCUCGGCAAUAGCAUCUGGUACACAAGUGGCAGCUCUACCCGACGACAAACCCCACAAAAGUUCAGCACCGAUUGUGGCUAUUGUAGUUUCAGUUGUCAUCGGGGUCAUCGCAAUCCUUGCAAUUGGUUUGCUUAUAUGGUGGUUACGUAGAAGGAACUCGACGAAAAGAAAUGAUACGUCAACCCGCACGGAUAUAUCGGAAGGAAAUAUUCAUGAUGGACAAACUACGUACAUACACACAGGAAAUAGAGUUUCACGCCAGGGAAAUCAUGCACCAGAGAAUCGCAGAAGCGUCUUCGACACCCUCGGAUUAACAAAUAAAAGAUUGUGGCCAUCUUGGCCUUUCGGUGAUAAAGUCAUGGGCACCGAAUCUAUCAAGCAUGCAAUCAUAGGAGCGGGAUUACCAAUACCUUCAGCACCGCCACGGCCUGUACAAUCUUCUCAACAAGAAUCGCCUUAUAUCACUGAUCCUCGACCAGCUGAACUAGCUGCUGAACCAGUGGUUCUCCACAAUAAUGAAACCUCGACUCUUCGGCAGUCAGGGUCUUCGAAUGGUGUUUCCGAUGCUCCUCUUAUUCCACCGAAAUCACCGAAAAGAAAUUUCACGACGUACGGAACAAAUGGCGGCAAUCAGCAACCUUGGGUUGAACCUUCCUCAAGCUUCUCCAUAUCUUCAACUGAAUCUUCUUCUCCUAACACGAAGUCCACUGGUAGCAAGGAUGAAGAUCUCACUCAAGUCACGCCAUUGGCUUGGCUUGAGCCAUCGUCUACAUUCGCCGUCGUGAACAGAAACCGGUCAUACAAUGCAAUUGCUCCUUCUGUACAGGCUGAUAUUCUUCGCACCGUUGCAGAGCGCGACAACACCUUAGCAAUGCUAGAAGGGAGAGAGCAACCACAUGUCACGGCUGCCAUUCCCUCAUUUCGCGGACAUAAUGCAGAGCGACGCUUCUACGAGGAGACCGUCACAAAGGCGAAGCAAAGAAGCCGAGAACGACAAGCUGAAAUUGGAGGAAGAUUUCCAAUCGCCCCGGAGCCAGGCACUGUACAUGAAGACACCCAUCAUAUAACAUAUGGCACUACAGAGUCCGGUGUAUCUUUCCAGCAGGUAGAUAUUCAUAACAAUUUCGGGGGUUGGAUUUGA